Scatophagus argus is the source of this 5730-nucleotide messenger RNA. It is a transcript of the gene secisbp2l, whose product is annotated as SECIS binding protein 2-like. Gene Ontology annotation, biological process: selenocysteine incorporation. Gene Ontology annotation, cellular component: ribonucleoprotein complex. The coding region runs from base 285 to 3554 and encodes 1089 amino acids. The record is from RefSeq and is a predicted model, not a curated record. The transcript is spliced from 18 exons. Gene Ontology annotation, molecular function: selenocysteine insertion sequence binding; ribonucleoprotein complex binding; mRNA 3'-UTR binding. Lineage: Eukaryota; Metazoa; Chordata; Actinopteri; Scatophagidae.
GCUAAAAGCUUUCUGGGCCUCGGCGGUUUCCGUGCCAGGUGACUCCCAUUUCCACCCUCAGUGGUCUGAUCGCUCUCAGUAAAGCCAGAGCGAUUACAGUCUGUCUAGAGAGCGCAGCUAGCUGACGCAGCAGCAUCUAGCAACAGUUAGCGGUUAGAAGGGAUCGGGUGUGAGUCUCUCCAAGCCUUCAGUGAUUAUUAUUUACAAUGAAGAAAUUAAAAAGGGCCACAUCCUGACGUCCGCAUUGUGGUCAAUGACGGCCUGUCUCGGUGUUGGUGACUGACAUGGACGCCAGUGACAAUAAGGAUGUGAAGCUUUCAGCCGAAGUGGAGCCAUUUAUUCCGCAGAAGAAAGGUCUCGAAGGAUCCCUAGUCAGCAUGAGUCUUUCUGGAGAGGCAGGUGGUGGAGGAGGAGGUGGAGGCAGUAUAGGUGGAGUCAAUGGAGGGGUGGAAACCACUCCCAUACCCAGCUACCUCAUCACCUGCUACCCUUUCGUCCAAGAGAACCAACCCAACAGGCAACAUCCUGUGUACAAUGGAGGGGAGCUGCGCUGGCAGCAGCCUAACCCCAGCCCUGGUGGUUCAUACCUGGCCUACCCCAUUUUGUCGUCCCCCCAGCCUCCUGUCUCCAAUGACUAUGCUUACUACCAGAUUAUGCCUGCUCCAUGCCCACCUGUGAUGGGCUUCUACCAGCCCUUCCCUGGCACCUAUGCAGGGCCUGUGCAAGCUGGAGUGGUCAACCCUGUCUCGGCAGAUGUCAGUGAAAGACCCCUGCCUCUGGGACCAGCAUAUGGAAUGGCCAGUCAGAGAGGGAGAGGCAUGAUCCGACCUAAUGUUUUCUCAAAGCAACAGCUGGGUGUGUGUCAACCUCCAAGGGGACGCAGACCUCCAACCAGGAGUGUAGCAGUGCAGAAGGAGGUGUGCACCUUUGGGCCUGAUGGUAGGACCAAGACGGUCAUGCUGGUGGAUGCAGCACAGCAGACUGAUUUCCCAGGUGAGGUGUCAGGACGGACUGCUGCCGAGCGGGCGAGUCCUCUGCUGUGGAAGAACCGAACAAAGAGAAGACGGGCGUCCCAUCCAGGUGAAAUCUACAACGAGCAUGGUGCCAGUGAGGCAGAUAUAGACAGCGACAGCGGCUACUGUAGCCCCAAACACAACCAGGCCACAGGGGCAACACAGCGAACAGGAGAGAAUACAGCAGCACCCACAGGAGUAGAGGCUGGCGUAAUGACUGCAGGUACCUGGGUAAAUGUAGCCUCUCAGGCUACCCCAAAGUCCUGGGGAGACAGGAAUGGCCAGUUUCACAGAGCAGACCAGAGGAAGAAUCCCGAGCAGAGGAACUUCUCACAGGAUUUCCACGGUGGCUAUCCAGGGCGCGUGCCCCCCAUCCAAUCAGAACAAAGACUACAGCCAGCUGCGGUCAACCCAGAGCCCCUGUACUUUGAGGAUGAAGAUGAGUUCCCAGAUCUGGCUGCUGGAGGGACUGUUCAGCGCAGCACCAAACCAGAAUCUACUCCAGCCCAGACAAACACGCAGCCUAAACUGCCCAAAAACUUACUGGACAACCUACCAGAAAACUCCCCUAUCAACAUUGUGCAAACACCUAUCCCCAUUACCACUUCUGUUCCCAAGAGGGCCAAGAGCCAGAGGAAGAAGGCUCUGGCUGCUGCUUUGGCCACUGCACAGGAGUACUCUGAGAUCAGCAUGGAACAGAGGAAAUUACAGGAGGCAUUCACUAAAGCAGCAGGAAAGAAAAGUAAAACCUCCGUGGAGCUGGACCUGGGAGACAUGCUGGCAGCUUUGGAGAAACAUCAGCAGGCAAUGAAGGCCAGACAAGUCACCAAUACCAAGCCGCUGUCUUUUACAGUUGGAACAACUACUCCGUUCCAUGGUUCAGGCUCGACCAAUGUGCCGUCCACGUUGAAGGGCCACCAGCAGCCACACUCAGCCCCACAUAAUUCUCUGGAUUCGACUGCACCACGUGUCAAGAGAGGGAAGGAGAGGGAGAUCCCCAAAGUUAAACGGCCAACGGCCCUUAAGAAGAUUAUCUUGAAGGAACGUGAAGGGAAGAAAGGGAAGGCAAGUGUGGAACAGGAGUCUUCGGGCCAGGAGGAACAUGGGGAGGAAUGUCUACAUUUCACUGAUGAUCUUCCACGAGAGCCGGCCUCCCAAGAAGACAAUGGUCUGAGCGUGCCCAGUGAUGCAUCCCUCUCCCCGGCCAGUCAAAACUCUCCGUAUAGCAUCACCCCAGUAUCCCAGGGUUCUCCUGCCAGCUCUGGCAUUGGGAGCCCGAUGGCCUCAAACGCCAUCACGAAGAUCCACAGCCGACGUUUUAGAGAGUACUGCAACCAGGUGCUGAGUAAGGAGAUCGAUGAGAGCGUGACUCUGCUGUUGCAGGAACUGGUUCGCUUCCAGGAGCGGGUCUACCAGAAGGAUCCCACUAAGGCCAAAUCCAAACGCCGCCUGGUCAUGGGUCUCAGAGAGGUCACCAAGCACAUGAAGUUGCAUAAGAUAAAGUGUGUUAUCAUCUCUCCCAACUGUGAGAAGAUCCAGGCCAAAGGUGGUUUGGAUGAAGCUUUAUACAAUGUAAUCGCCAUGGCUCGUGAGCAGGAGAUCCCAUUUGUGUUUGCCUUGGGCAGAAAAGCACUCGGACGCUGUGUAAACAAGCUAGUGCCUGUUAGUGUGGUUGGAAUUUUCAACUAUUCUGGAGCAGAGGGUCUCUUCAACCGAUUGGUGUCUUUAACUGAGGAGGCCAGGAAGGCCUACAAGGACAUGGUGUCAGCUCUGGAGCAGGAGCAGGCUGAGGAGGCUCUAAAAAAUGACAAGAAAGUCCCACACCACAUGGGGCAUUCCCGCAACCACUCUGCUGCUUCUGCCAUCUCCUUUUGUUCUAUCUUCUCUGAGCCUAUCUCAGAGGUCAAUGAAAAGGAAUAUGAGACCAACUGGAGGAGUAUGGUGGAGACUUCAGAUGCCCUAGAGCCUGUAGAAGCUGAGCUGAGUCGCCCAGCACCUUCUGCAGCUCCCCAGAAGGACGGUGAGGCUCUGACAGCCACAGCAAGCACCACCCCGGCUGGCUCCACUGCCGGCCAGCCCAGGGCGGCGCCCCUGACGCAGAGUAACGGCGAGAGAGACGAGGUCCGCGUUGACGACCGGCUGGAGCUGGCCUCCCAGCAGAGCACGGAGACGGGCUCGUUGGAUGGGAGCUGCAGGGGCCCGCUGAACUCCUCCAUCACCUCCACCACUUCCACCCUGGUCCCUGGGAUGUUGGAAGAGGCAGACGAGGAGGAAGAGGAGGAGGAGGACUACACUCCCGAACCCAUUUCCGUGGAGGUGCCAACGCUCAGCAGCCGCAUCGAAUCCUGGGUGUCAAAGACUCUGGAAAACCUGCAGCUGGGAAAGAGCCAGGAAAGUACAGAGGAGGAGGAGGAGGAAGAGGAAGACGAUGAAGAGGAGAGAGGGCAGAGUGAGGACGAGGAGGACCUCGAUUCAGCGGACAUCACAGAAACGGCGAGUGAGGGUAAAGAGCAAGUGGAGGCUAAGAAGGUCACGGGCUGAUGUCAGCUCCGAUCAUCUGUUCUUACAUACACUCGUUCCCUCGUGUCCUUUGUCACACUCUCACGUUCCUCUUCACAGCAGCCAGCAGCUUUCCUCCUUUGUCUCUAACCCCUGACACUGGACAUAAUCUCAGGUAUCCAACCAGCUGACCAACACACACCCACACCCACAGCAUUAAUACAAUACAGAGAAACUGACCAACUUAAUAACAUACAGGGUCGCAGACCAAAUGACAACUAACGCAGUUUGAAGGUUUUGCAGUUGACACCAACUCUGCUUUAAAAAAAAGCACUCGUCUUUGUCCUCGCUUCUUCUUCUGCCCAUAACCUGCAACACUUGAAUUUAGACGGAAGUCUUUGACUUUCCUCCCUAUGAAGAUGAACUCUUUGAGAGUCGGGGACGUUUCUGGGAGCAAGUGAUGAGCUCUAAAAUAAUACUGAACUGCUGUCUGUGGAUCACAGAAGAGGAAGUUUAGAGCCUUUCAGCUCCCAUCUUACUUCACACAGAGCUCAGAAGGUUUACAGCUCUGCAAGUAUUUGUGUGCUUGUGUAUUUGUGUGUGUGUGUGUGUGUGUGUGUGCUUUGCAGGCACAUAGGUUGCAUUUAUUUUGCUGUGUUCAUUAGCUUUAUCUUUGUAAAUAAUGUAUGUGUGGGUUGUUGUUUUUUGUUUUUUGUUUUUUUUUUCACCUGACUGCUCUGUGAGGGAAGGACACGUUUUUUUUCCUAAUCACUGCUCGGUUUCCUCACAGAAUAUUACAGUGUCAGGGGUUUUGUCUUUCUACAAAAUAAAUCAUGUCCGCCCGUCAGAGAGUGUUUUUUAAUGUUCACAUAAUAAGUGGCCCAUUCUGUAUUCAGAUGAUUUAAACGACUUAACUUCUAAGAAGCAAAAAAAAAAAAAAAAAAAAAAAAGCUGUGUGUAUAUAACCUUGUCUAUGUGGUUCUGCUACAGUAUAUAAUGGUUUGUCAUAUUGAUCUUGCCUAGUAUGAAACUAUUUAGGGUUGUUUUCCUGUGACUGGAAAUGUCUUGAGUUCCCAGAUGCUGUCUGUGCGUCAUACAAAAAAAAAGUUCUCCUGUUCUUGUUCUCUCUGGUUAAGUUUGUUGUCUGGUUGGGGUUUGGCAGGGGGGCUCUCAAGCUGACUUGGUAAUGAUUUAACACCUUUUUUAGAAGUCUGUUCAUCAAAUCUCCCCCCACCCCAUCCAUCCAGGACGAUAGGAAGUACAUUUUGUGUUUUGGUAACAAAGCAUUUAGACACAGAGCUUAGUUAAGUUGCUCUUUACCAGCAUUGGCUCCAUUUGUCUUUUAAAAUGUGCCACUUAAGUCCAACAUUAACCAAUAGGAAAAGCAGUUGUUAACUGUUAUUAAAGAAAUGACGCAAUUCUCAAGUUUACAUAAAAUCAGAAGUGUUUGCUUACAACCGAUGCAAAUCUUUGUAGAGCUCUUCUAGAUUUUAUAGACGGAUUUUUCUGGGCACCCAGCUGACACGCUCCCUGAUCGGGGGCGCAGUCACCUGAGGAAGUCAAAAAAGUUGUUGCAGACUCGUGUGCACACUAAUGAUAAACCCUUUGUAAAUACAAGUGUACAAAAGAGAGUUUGAUUUUGCAUUGUAUUAUAAAGAAAUACAAUCAUCCUGUUCUUAAAGCCAUUUGAUAGUUUUAACAUUUAAACAGUGGGAAUCCAGUUCGAUAGUGAAUCAUGGUGAGUUUUCAGCCACUCGCUGGUGAUAAAUGCGGCGUGUCAAUGCAGUAUGUCGGGCUGUAUGCAAUGUGAAGCCCUGAGAUGGGAGAUGACAGUGUACUGAAUAUCAUACUUGGGAUUAUGAAAGUAUUUCUAGUUUGAUAAAAGGUACGCUGUGUGUGCAGGCUUUUUGUUGCUAUGACUUCCAUCAAAGUGUUUGAAGUAUGUUAAUUGACAGCAAGUGUGUUUUUUGCACUAUGUAAAUACGUACUGGUAAAGGUCUUGUAACUAAUGUGAUCAAAAAACAAACAAACAAAAAAACGGUUCGGUGAAGUACUUUUUCAGCGUGUUCCUCGUCUUUAUAUGGAUAUUUAAGACUGUCUCUCCUUUAAACUGUACAUCGCUAGCAACAUUGUUAAAGGCUGUUUUCUCAUAAUCCUGUUAUCUCUCUUAACCUUCAUGGACUGAUGAUUAACAUCAUUAAAAUGUUGUUUAUGUAAA